AUGGUUUCAAAAACGGAUUUGGAUAAGAAAAUAAAGAUAUCAGCAACAAACCCAGCCGCUCGAACCCGGCCCACAGAUGUCCCCCUCGUGGCCAUUCGUCCCAGUGUCCAGACAGAUAUAAAGUUCACCAACCCCUUUCUAAUUCCUUCUUUCCUUUUUACUAUAGCACUUUUUGUACCGAAGAUGGUUCGUGCCGUUUUUUUUCCACUUGUUCUCGUGCCUGUGCUCUGUGGACACAAGACAGCAAGCGCUAGCACAACGGGAACAGCAGAAACGAUUGAUUGCUUCAAGGAGAUGAAUGAGGAGAGGAAAGCUGCAGGACUGCCUGAGUUUACGCAGGCAUCUGAAGAAACACAAGUGCUUCCGGAACACCCUGGUUCUGGAAGAGCGAUAACAGCUUCAACUUUGUGGACCGAGAUCUGUAAAAAAAUAGCAGGGGAUGAUGGUGCUACCACUCAAGCCAACCAGUUAGAGGGAACCUUCGCGUACUACUCCGGCAAAAAAGACUGCAAAGCGGCAGUGCAGUACUGGAAAGACGGGUUUUCGCUCUUCAAAAACGAACUGCCCCCAACAUUCACAGCAUUGAAUGACCCCCCAAUAUACACCGACCAGGCUGUGUCCUUUGUCGCCCUCUAUAACCCCAAGGCGAGCCCCGUAGCCAGCUGCGCCUUUGUCACCUGUACAGAAGGAGGCGCGUUCGCUGCUGCAGACCUAUCAAAAAGCCACGAAGGGCGGACGUUAAGGAGACUCCAGGAAUUAGAAACAACUGCUACUGCCGUUAUAUGCUUGACGAAUCCGAAGGCGCUAACUGCUGGAGCGGCGCCAUUCCACUGUUUGGAUUUUCAGGGGAGAGGAGUGGCAGAAGAUUGUUCAUGCUAUAGUUGGUACUGA
Messenger RNA from Eimeria necatrix, 891 nucleotides. RefSeq names its product SAG family member. Lineage: Eukaryota; Apicomplexa; Conoidasida; Eucoccidiorida; Eimeriidae. Bases 1 to 891 code for a protein of 296 amino acids. The transcript is spliced from 4 exons. The record is from RefSeq and is a predicted model, not a curated record.